AUGCGCAAUAAUGACCUGCUCAACGGUAAAUUCUUCGAAGGCGGAGGUGCUAAUGACAAGCUCCAAUUGCCGACGAGCAUUCGUCGGGCUAGAUACACUGCGUUUGCUCUGAAGGAAAGAGUUAUUCCAGAGUACAAUGUCACUUUCCAGAUUGCUAAACCGCCACCUGGCCAGCUGAAGCAGCCCGAGCUCAAAUUCCGCAUCCCUCGAUUCCAGAUUUGUGAUGGCUCGAGAGUUGAGGUCUUCGAGACUCAGACCUCGAUCGCCGAAUCUUUGGCGUCCAACGCAUUCAGCCAGACUACGGUUGAAGCAGCAGCAGGUGGAGGAGCCUUCGGUGUGAGUGUGGGUGUCAAAGCAGGGGCCACGACCUCGGAGUCGAGCUCGUUCGCCCAGUCAUCUCUCAAGAAUGAAAGUCGAAUGCACGUGGCUUAUCUGUUUCCUCGUGUUGAGAUCUUCUUUGACGCCGAAGAUCUCGAAUUGACUGCCGAAUGCAUUGAGCACUUGGAGAAACUGCGCGACCCGAAAGCAAAGAAAGAAGAUGCGGAUUCCUUCUUCCAUAAGUUUGGGCACGUGUUUGUCCCUCAUGUUCAACUAGGUGGCCGAUUGCAUUCGGUCGAGUCGACGGAGAGUAUUGCCGGAUCCACGGCUCAAGAGAAGGCAUCAGCACUCAAGGCCGCCGCCAGUGCAUCCGUGUCUGGAUAUGGCUUCCAAGCGUCGGUGAGCGCGAGCCAUGAGACGACAAACAACUCGUCGACCGAGCGGUCCCAGAGCAGCUCGAGUCACUCAAUCACCUGGCAUGCGGACGGCGGUGAUACCUUGUUGUGUAACAACCCCCCUGCCUGGUGUCCUACCGUCCACUCUUUCUACAACUGGCGAGUGAUGAACCAAAUCGGCAUGGUGGACAUCGUCCAACUCAUUGGCAAGAUGAAAAAAUGGGAAGAUAUCCCGGGUCGAAUCGAAGACAUCUACUUCAGUCGAGUUCAAUUCCUGCUUGACCAAUUCGGCGAGGGACAGGCUAGCAAACCUUACCUCGGCAUCAUCGGCAACGAGGAGUACCUCGAACGACCAGAAGCCGGUGGAGGAAACUACUCGCGACGUGCUAAACGCCACGUGCUGAGCAAGUGCCAGACUCUCGACGGUCACAUGAAAGCCACUCUCGAGGUCUACGCGCUACGACACCAGUUGAUUUGGGAGCAACACUCGGGGACAAAAGAGCUCGUUCCAAGGUUCAAAUACGGAACGCAGUAUCCCCUCCGUUUCAACGUCCAGAACGGGGAUCGUUUUGACUUUUACAGUGUGCGUCGAACAACCGCCGCGGAGCACUACCAGAACGAGAAUGUUCUCUACGCCGGCCUGAACGAGGAACCAAACGUUUUGAUUACAUUCCGGAAGAUGAAAGUCGACCCUAAGAAAGAAGGCCACUUUAUCGAGGAUAAUGAUGCGGCCCAACGUGCCGAGCAGAUCGGUUCGCAGGACCGGGUCCGCCUCGACUUUUAUGAUAUCCAAAGCAGGGAGCAUCUUGGCUGGCUGCAGAACAACCCGGGUUUGGCCAUUUUGAAAAACGAAAAGCAGUUGACUGACUCUGAGCGGGCCUACCGUUUCUCCUAUAUCUAA
This is a messenger RNA of Penicillium oxalicum, 1614 nucleotides long. RefSeq lists its product as uncharacterized. The transcript has 10 exons. The record is from RefSeq and is a predicted model, not a curated record. The coding region runs from base 1 to 1614 and encodes 537 amino acids. NCBI's taxonomy places the organism in Eukaryota, Fungi, Ascomycota, Eurotiomycetes, Eurotiales, Aspergillaceae.